This is a messenger RNA of Colletotrichum destructivum, 444 nucleotides long. RefSeq lists its product as uncharacterized. The transcript is spliced from 3 exons. The record is from RefSeq and is a predicted model, not a curated record. Lineage: Eukaryota; Fungi; Ascomycota; Sordariomycetes; Glomerellales; Glomerellaceae. Bases 1 to 444 code for a protein of 147 amino acids.
AUGUCGACACACACGCCCAUUUCGGUUCCAUCUGAUCCUCUUUACGGCCAUGAUGCCGUGAUUGAAAGUAUCAAGCAGUGUUUCGAGUUGCUUUCGAGAAUGGUCUCGUUCAGAUUCGAGUGCAUAAAGAGCCCCCCUGAGAGCGGAUGGAGCGACGACGAACUUCCCCUUGAGAAGUUCCGGAUCCUCGGGUUCAAUGAGAGGGUAGUUGAAAUAUUACGCCACUUGCCAUACGUGGAGAGCAACAAGCCGGUCUACCCAUCCACGCAGAGCAUCAGCUACCUGAAAGACUCGUAUCCCUUCUUAGAACCCGAAGGAGAAUUCGGAACCAAGCAGCCACUUGUGCUUGAAAGGCGAGAAGAUUCCAGAGGGAAUCGCGAGGUCACUCCUCAUGAUGCGUACACACAUGUGCCGGACGAGGAUAUACCCGAGGACGAGCCCUGA